Messenger RNA from Exophiala viscosa, 1624 nucleotides. Its product is annotated as L-lactate dehydrogenase. Bases 265 to 1518 code for a protein of 417 amino acids. The transcript has a single exon. Gene Ontology annotation, molecular function: oxidoreductase activity; FMN binding. The record is from RefSeq and is a predicted model, not a curated record. NCBI's taxonomy places the organism in Eukaryota, Fungi, Ascomycota, Eurotiomycetes, Chaetothyriales, Herpotrichiellaceae.
CGGUUCCUUCUGAAGUGUCUCAAACCUACUAGUAAAGUUAGGGUACACCGGAACUUGAUACUUACGUAUCAUCGUCCAUUGCGUCAUGUCACCACAACCCAGAUUGGUGAUACCAACACUCUAUUUGGAUAUCUAGUACUAGGGACACGCAAACACCACCACAGAUAUCCAUCACUAUUCCAAGGUAGGGGUACAUAGCAUUCAAGAGCAGUCGCAUUCAGUCGUUCCUUCUUACCACCCAGAACACAGCAACCGUUCAUCAAAAUGAGUUCCUCGAACCACCACCGUCCCGACAUGGAAAAGCACGCAGACCCAGAUCCCAUAGCCUACGAAAAAGAAAUCUACCAGAAAGGCCUGAACUACGCCCGCCCUCCGUUCAGUUUCAAUGCCCUAGACUGGGAAGGCCUCGCCUCAGAACGCAUGUCCGCCGAAUCCCGCGGCUACAGCAUAGGCAGCGCGGGAACCGGUGAAACCCUACGCAAAAACCGCGAAGCAUUCUCCAAAUGGUCCAUCACACCGUCCCGACUAAUCGGCACAAAAUCCUUCCCCGACCUCUCAACCAGAGUCCUCGACAAAAAGCUCCCCUUCCCCAUCGCCAUCGCCCCAGUCGGCGUACAAAAGAUCUUCAACCCAGAAGGCGAACUCGCCUCCGCCCGCGCCGCAGCAGCCCAAGAUGUGCCGUACAUCAUGUCCACGGCAUCCAGCACAUCGAUCGAGGACGUCGCAAAGGCCAACGGCGACGGCGAGCGCUGGUUUCAAUUAUACUGGCCGUCACGCGAGCAGGACGACAUCACAAUCAGUAUCCUCAACCGCGCCAAAACUUCAGGUUUCUCUGCACUGAUCGUCACGCUCGACACAUAUAUCCUAGGCUGGCGGCCCAGUGACAUGAACAACGGGUAUAACCCGUUCCUACGCUCCGACCAGAUCGGCGUAGAGAUCGGUUUCAGUGACCCCGUGUGGACAGCGCAAUUCAAAGAGAAGCACGGCGGCUCACCUCAGGACAACCUGGGCGCCGCCGCCGCAGAAUGGACACGCACCAUUUUCCCGGGCUUCUCCCACGGCUGGGAAGACAUCAAGUUCCUCCAGGAACAUUGGCAGGGUCCGAUCAUUCUCAAGGGCAUCCAGACCGUCGCCGACGCCAAAAAGUGUGUCGAAGUCGGCGUGCAGGGUCUGGUCGUUUCCAAUCACGGCGGACGCCAGGUCGAUGGCGGGAACUCCUCACUCGGCAUCCUACCCCGGAUUGUUGAUGCGGUUGGUGACAAGAUAGAAGUGUUGUUUGACUCAGGCAUCCGCUGCGGCGCUGACAUUGCCAAAGCCAUGGCUCUCGGCGCGAAGAUGUGUCUAAUCGGAAGGCCCUUCGUCUAUGGCAUGGUACUUGGUGGUGAGGAGGGCGUGAGCCACGUGUUGAAGGCUCUGCUCGGGGAUCUCGAGUUGACACUUCACCUCGCUGGAAUCACAUCGACAUCUCCAGACGUCUUAAACCGGGACGUUCUGGUUCGGGAAAGUGACUUCUUUUGAGUGAUUGUGCUGUUAGAUAGAGAACAGUUUUCACAAAGAGAAAAGAUGGUUGUAAGGUUAUAGAUAGAUGUCAAAAAGGGUACAUCUUCAUAGAUAAUCGGGGUUU